AUGACACGCCGUGAACUUCUCGAGGGCUACAAAGAGUAUUUGCAGGAUGCACAUACGGACGGCACUUCCGUGGGGUCGAUCCACCUGGCUUUGAAGCCGACCCUGGGAAUUCUUGCAGGAAUUCGCGGAAACAAGGCCUACCGUGCUACUGCAGACAAAACUAUGCGGCGGAAGGAUGUUGCUGA
This is a messenger RNA of Symbiodinium necroappetens, 185 nucleotides long. Lineage: Eukaryota; Dinophyceae; Suessiales; Symbiodiniaceae. The record is from the annotation of a GenBank genome assembly.